Rubroshorea leprosula is the source of this 1227-nucleotide messenger RNA. NCBI's taxonomy places the organism in Eukaryota, Viridiplantae, Streptophyta, Magnoliopsida, Malvales, Dipterocarpaceae. The record is from the annotation of a GenBank genome assembly.
GACGGAUCGGGGUGUGGUGCGAGUCAAUAAUCAAAUUAACAAGUGAAAUGGAGUUGCUGAAGCUCUCUAAAUUCAAGCUACAGCUUCGAGCUCUUGUCACUGAAUCUCGAGAUCUCAGAGAAAGAGAACGAUCGGCGACCGAACAGAUCCAUCUCUUAAUCCAGAAACAAAAGCAAACAGAGGAGGAAUACAGUCGAAAGUUUCAGGAAUUGCAAGCAGAGGUAGCUUCGUGUAAUGAAUCGCGAGAAAAGCUCCAAAGAAAGGUUAGUUACCUGCAAAACGAUAAUGCUUUGCUUGAAACCAAGCAAAAGGAACUGAAGGGAACUAUCGAUGGCUUGCUUCAGUCUAGAGAUGAUUUUAUAAAGUCUUAUCAGGAAUCUACUUACAAAAUGAAAUGUUCAAUUGAAGCCAGGGAUAGAAAACUCACUGUCCUAGCUGAGAAGAUAAACUCUCAUUUAUCAUUAUUCGAUUCAAUAGAAAAGGAGGCAUCCUCUGUCAAGCACGUUGUGGAUGAGGUGCAGAGGAUUGUGAGUGAAAAGGAGCAACUAGUGGCUGGCUUAAAGACCAAAAUGGAUCAAGUCUCCUCAUUUGAAAAAGUGUUCGUUGAAAAGAUUAACAACCUUGAAAAUAAACUGAAAAGCAACGAGGCUGAGUGUCAAAGAAAGGAUAAAACUGUUUCAGAUUUAGAAGCAAAGCUGGAAAUAGCAAGAAUUAGUAAUGACAGCUGCCAAAUUCAAAUACAAGAGAUAUCCUAACCAGCAUUUAAGAUUCAUAUGUAUCUUUGUUUCAUAAGAACUAAUUUGCAAUUUCAGCUGAAGGUAUUUCUUAUAAUUGUAAUCUCUUAGCCAACUUCACCUUCAGAAAACUGUAUUGGCAAAGGAUGCAGUCAUACAAAAUUUAAUAUCUGAGAAAGAGGCACUGCAUUUUCAGGCUGGAAAUUUGGCAGCUAUUUUGCAGAAGAUACAGAAUGCUGUUACAAGAAUGGAUGAAGAGGAUAGAAGGGUCUUCUCUUCGGUACUGGCACAUCAUGAUGAAUGUGAUAAAAUUGAAGCAACAAAAGAUAACAGGAUUCAAGAUAUGGUUUGGAAUGGUACAGAUAGAUCUCCAUUUAAGUCUCCGAGGAUGGAUUCUGCAGAGAACAGAGGUAGAGAGGUUUGCAGUUUCUCCCCUUGGCUGUCUUACUGCAGUAAAACUUUUUGAUGGGACAAGUAAAAUACUUUUAGAUGU